Molecule: messenger RNA, 5778 nt
Organism: Choloepus didactylus (southern two-toed sloth)
Lineage: Eukaryota; Metazoa; Chordata; Mammalia; Pilosa; Megalonychidae
Gene: MAP3K6
Product: mitogen-activated protein kinase kinase kinase 6
Exons: 29
Coding region: 434-4510 (1358 amino acids)
Biological process (GO): MAPK cascade; cellular response to stress; protein phosphorylation
Molecular function (GO): ATP binding; MAP kinase kinase kinase activity
Source: RefSeq, a predicted model, not a curated record
GAGAGAGGCCGAGUUCUGGGCGGCGAGGGAGCGGCUCUGCCCUACGGCCGAGGGUGGAGCUUUCCCGGUCGGCCGGGAAGGGGCUGGGCCGGGCCUACAUGUGAGCGCAGGGGAGAGAGUCAGUGGGCGCUCCCCUGCGGAGUCCGAGUGGCGAACGCGGCCCGGACCGACUCUCGGGAUCAGCCUCGUGACCCCAAGUCUCUGGUCACCAGAUGCCGCAGAUUCCCGGAGCCCAAUCCUAGAUUUCAGAUCUUAAGGACCGUGGAAGUCCGAGCUCGGAUUCCACCCUGGACUCCAGAUACCCGGAACGGGACCUCCGGUCGGCUUCGCAGGAGAUUUUCCGAUCCCGACCGGAUUCCCGAUCGCGAGAUCCCUGGCUCCUCCGCCCCUAACUCCAGCUGGCUCCGGGUUUCCCAGAGCCGGGCGCCCCCGCAUGGCGGAGCCGGGCCCGCGCUCCGGGACUCUGCAGCGCGCCGGCAGCUGCUGGCAGGACCCGCUGGCCGAGGCGCUGAGCCCGGGCCGGCCGCUCGCGGCACGGGCCGGCCGAGGCUGCGCGCCCAACCGGCCGCUCAGCGUGGUCUUCGUGCUGACCGCGGAGCCGCGGACCGGGGCAGAGCCCGGGGCGGGAAUCGAGGCGGAGCCGCUGCCCCUGCGCUGCCUGCGCGAGGCCUGCGCACAGCUCCCGGGGCCGCGGCCACCGCCGCAGCUGAGCAGCCUGCCCUUUGGGACUCUAGCUCUCGGCGACACUGCCGCGCUCGACUCCUUCUACAACGCAGAUGUGGUGGUGCUGGAGGUCAGCAGCUCCCUGGCCCAGCCCUCCCUGUUCUACCACCUCGGUGUGCGCGAGAGCUUCAGCAUGACCAACAAUGUGCUCCUCUGCGCCCAGGCCGACCUCCCUGACCUGCAGGCCCUGCGGGAGGAUGUUUUCCAGAAGAACUCGGACUGCGUUGGCAGCUACACACUGAUCCCCUAUGUGGUGACAGCCAGCGGUCGGGUGCUGUGUGGUGAUGCAGGUGUCCUGAGGGGCCUGGCUGAUGGGCUAGUGCAGGCGGGGGCGGGCACCGAGGCCCUGCUAACGCCCCUGGUGGGCCGCCUGGUCCGCCUGCUGGAGACCACACCCACGGACUCUUGUGGCUAUUUCCGGGAGACCAUUCGGCAGAACAUUCGGCAGGCGCGGGAGCGGUUCAGUGGGCAGCGGCUGCGGCAGGAGCUGGCUCGCCUGCAGCGGGGACUGGACAGCGUGGAGCUGCUGAGCGCCGACGUCAUCAUGAACCUGCUGCUCUCCUACCGUGAUGUGCAGGACUACUCAGCCAUCAUUGACCUGGUGGAGACCCUGCAGGCCCUGCCCACCUAUGAUGUGACCGAGCAACACAACGUCUGCUUCCACUAUACGUUUGCCCUCAACCGGAGGAACAGGCCUGGGGACCGGGAGAAGGCAUUGGCCGUGCUCCUGCCACUGGUACAGUGUGAGUGCUCCGUGGCACCUGACCUAUACUGCAUGUGUGGCCGUGUCUACAAGGACAUGUUCUUCAGCUCUGGCUUCCAGGAUGCUGGGCACCGGGAGCAGGCCUACCACUGGUAUCGCAAGGCCUUUGAGGUGGAGCCCAGUCUCCACUCAGGCAUCAACGCAGCUGUCCUCCUCAUUGCUGCUGGGCAGCGCUUUGAGGACUCAGAGGAACUCCAGCUCAUAGGCAUGAAGCUGGGCUGCCUGCUGGCCAGGAAAGGCUGCGUGGAGAAGAUGCAGUAUUACUGGGACGUGGGCUUCUACCUGGGAGCCCAGAUCCUUGCCAAUGACCCCACCCAGGUGGUGCUGGCUGCAGAGCAGCUGUACAAACUCGAUGCCCCCAUAUGGUACCUGGUGUCAGUGAUGGAAACCUUCCUGCUCUACCAGCACUUCAGACCCAUGCCAAAGGCCCCUGGAGGCCCCCUGCGCCGCGCCCACUUCUGGCUCCACUUCUUGCUACAGUCCUGCCAGCCGUUCAAGCCCACCUCCCUGCAAGGGGACCAGUAUUUGGUGCUGGUCCUGGAGCUGAACAAGGUGCUGCUGCCUGCGAGACUCGAGGUUGGGGGCACGGACACGGUGCACACUGUGACCCUGAGUCUGCUGGAGUCCAGGACCCAGCAGGACCCACCUUCCAGCUGGACCUUCCCAGUUGCCUCCAUCUGCGGCAUCAGCGCCUCCAAGCGGGACGAGCGCUGCUGCUUCCUCUACGCGCUUCCUCCGGCCCAGGACGUCCAGCUGUGCUUCCCCAGCGUAGAGCAAUGCCAGUGGUUCUGCGGCCUGAUCCAGGCUUUGGUGACGAAUCCGGAUUCCACGGCGCCCGCGGAGGAGGCGGAGGGCGUGGGAGAGGUGCUGGAGUUUGAUUAUGAGUACACAGAGACCGGCGAGCGGCUGGUACUGGGCAAGGGCACCUAUGGGGUGGUGUACGCGGGCCGCGAUCGGCACACGCGGGUACGCAUCGCCAUCAAGGAGAUCCCGGAGCGCGACAGCAGGUUCUCUCAGCCCCUGCACGAAGAGAUCGCCCUGCACAAACGCCUGCGCCACAAGAACAUCGUGCGCUACCUGGGCUCAGCCAGCCAGGGCGGCUACCUCAAGAUCUUCAUGGAGGAAGUGCCUGGAGGAAGCCUGUCCUCCUUGCUGCGGUCAGUGUGGGGUCCCCUGCAGGACAAUGAGAGCACUAUCAGUUUCUACACUCGCCAGAUCCUGCAGGGACUUGGCUACCUGCAUGACAACCAUAUCGUGCACCGGGACAUCAAGGGGGACAAUGUGCUGAUCAACACCUUCAGUGGGCUGCUCAAGAUUUCCGACUUUGGCACCUCCAAGCGGCUGGCAGGCAUCACACCCUGCACAGAGACCUUCACAGGGACCCUGCAGUAUAUGGCCCCGGAGAUCAUUGACCAGGGCCCACGAGGAUAUGGGAAGGCGGCUGACAUCUGGUCACUGGGCUGCACUGUAAUUGAGAUGGCCACAGGUCGCCCACCCUUCCAUGAGCUAGGAAGCCCACAGGCUGCCAUGUUUCAGGUGGGCAUGUAUAAGGUGCAUCCGCCAAUGCCCAGUUCUCUGUCGGCGGAGGCCCAAGCCUUCCUCCUCCGGACUUUUGAGCCAGAUCCCCACCUCCGGGCCAAUGCCCAAGCCCUGCUGGAGGACCCCUUCUUGCAGCCUGGGAAGAGGAGCCGCAGCCCCAGCUCCCCCCGCCCUUCUCCACGGCCCUCAGAUGCCCCUUCAGCCAGUCCCACUCCCUCAGCUGCCUCCACCACCCAGUCCCAGACGUUCCCGUGCCCUCAUGCACCCUCUCAGCACCUGCCCAGCCGCCAGAAGCGCUGCCUCAGUUAUGGGGGCACCAGCCAGCUCCGCGUGCCCGAGGAUCCCGGGGCGGAGGAACCCGCGUUGUCCGAAGAGAGUUCGGCAUUGAGCCUGCUGCACCAAGAGAGCAAGCGCCGGGCCAUGCUGGCUGGGGUGCUGGAACAGGAGCUGCCGGCGCUGGCGGAGAAGCUGCGCCUGGCGCAGGAGCAGGGCCCUCUGGAACCCCAUCUGGGCUGGGAUCUUAUGAAACAGCUACUGCACUCCCUCAGGACGCACAUCCACACCCCCAACCGCCGGCAGCUGGCCCAGGAGCUGCGGGCGCUGCAAGAGCAGCUGCGGGCCCACGGCCUCGGACCUGCGCUUCUGCACGGACCGCUCUUCGCCUUCCCCGAUGCGGUGAAGCAGAUCCUCCGCAGGCGCCAGAUCCGUCCCCACUGGAUGUUCGUGCUGGAUUCGCUGCUGAGCCGUGCUGUGCGGGCAGCCCUGGCGGUGCUAGGCCCGGAGGUGGAGAAGGAGGCAGUCCCCCCGCCGUCAGAGGAGCCGAGUAAAGAAGAGGGAUCCCAGCAGAAGCAGCACGAGACCCCGGUCCAGGGGAGCUCGCUCCCGCUCCCGUCCGAGCCUGAGCGGGGUACCCGGCCUCUGAUGGUGCAGCUGGGCCUCUUACGAGCAGAGACUGUUAGGCUCCGGGCUGUCCUGGGCAAGAAGGAACAGGAGUGCCAGGCCUUGGUGCAACAGGUUCUGCAGCAGGUGCAUGGGGAUGCAAGGACCUGUGCCCUGGCCUCGGAGCCCCCAGCUGCUCUCCCAGCGGAUCAGGGCCUGGUGAAGUGGCUGCAGGAACUGAGUGUGGAUUCAGGCACCAUCCAGACUCUGCUGAACCACAGCUUCACCCUCCAUACCUUACUCACCUGUGCCACUCGAGACGACCUCAUCUACACCCACAUUAGAAGCACCAGGAUCCGCUGGGGAAAAGGGCAUCCAGCAGACCGUGGGUACCAGAGAGAGCCCAGGGCCCCCUUCUGGCUGAGCCGCAUUGAGCCUGCUACCCCUAUAGGGGAGGGAUGGUGUGCCACAUCUGGAGAGCCAUCUUGGCACAGCGAGCAGGAUCCACGCCAGGUCCUCCGGCCCCCGGGAGGCCGAGUGAAGGCACCAGAGGCUGGAGGCCAGACCCAAGGACAGAUGAACAGAGAAGAGGCCAGCAGCUUCUGACACACCCGCCCCAGGACCUAGGGGCAUUUGGAGGAGUCCAGGCAGGUGGGGGGCAGGCCAGGGUCCAGGCCCAGCCCCGAUGGGGGGAAACAACCACAGGGACACCCCAAGCACACUGAGCACUGCCAGGUAAAGGCUAUUAAACAGAAUGUUUUUGUACCCUUGUUUUGAGGACUUCAAGGUCUGGGGGGAGGUUGCCCCAAGCUCUCGUCACUUCCCUGGCUCUUUCCUGUUGUCACCCCCAUCCCUCUGCACCCCCAGCAGACAUCAGCCCCUUCUUGUCCUUAGAACAGAAUUUAUUGACUUCAACCAAGGGCAGGCCCUGAGAUGGGGGUCCAGAGAGAGAGGUUUGGUAGGGCUUGUGGGGCAGCUAUGUCCUAGGGGCCAGGUUGGUUCUGAGGGGCAGGAGGCCAUCCACCCACUCACAGGGCUGCUCCAGGAGUGCCUGCCACAGCCGCUUCUCCUCAGGCGUGGAAUCCAUCCAGGGUACCUGGAGCCCGUAGCUGCUUCCUGGAUGCCAGGGGUGGAGGGCAUGGGCAUAUUAGACACCCAGGUCCCAAGGAACACCUGCCUGGUUCCAGAUUAUGCACUGUGCCCAGUCACCCCUAGAUCCCAGUAGACAUCACAGCUCAGGACAGGGCAGAGACGUGCCCAGGGCCACACAAUGAGCCCCUGCCUCCUAGCACUGGCUUCCCCCGGGGCCUUGCCCCACUCACCAGUACCCAGGCUGAGGCGUGUGCCCCCGAGUUGGUGGCUGGCCAGGGCCCCGUGGUCCCAGAGGGAGAGCUCAGCGCAGGCCUGGCACAGGUCGGCGGGCCCGAAGCCAUCAUAAACCAUGGUGUGGUUGAACACGGGGUUGAAGCUGCGGCGUACCACCCUUGUCCGCUGGCGGCUGGACCGGCUGUCAUCUGGCAGCACCGAGCUGUGGGGGAGGAGCUGGCAUCAGGUGACCACUCCCUCACACUCCCCAUUGCCAACCUCAUCGCUCACAGAUGUCCAUGUCCUCUGGCUCCUGCCUGAGCCCAGCCUUGAACCCUCAAUGCCUCAGGAGCUUUGCAUCAGUCUCUUCCUGGAUAUCCUGCCUUUAGUCUCAGUUGUUCACAGGACCUGGAGCAAGGUUUCUGAAACGCAAAUCUGCUACUCCCUGACUCAGUGACCUUUGCUGGCUCCCUGUUGCUCCCCAGAAGUAAGUUUCCGAACAUCUUUAAAUCAUGGAACUCUUUCCAAAAAAUAAAAUAUUGCUCAGAAGUGCAAUACCUAAAACAAAA